Papaver somniferum (opium poppy) is the source of this 417-nucleotide messenger RNA. RefSeq lists its product as uncharacterized. The coding region runs from base 67 to 417 and encodes 116 amino acids. NCBI's taxonomy places the organism in Eukaryota, Viridiplantae, Streptophyta, Magnoliopsida, Ranunculales, Papaveraceae. The transcript is spliced from 4 exons. The record is from RefSeq and is a predicted model, not a curated record.
GAACGACGACGAGCACCAAAGGGAAAGGGAAAAGCUAUUACUGAAGAGAAUCCUCCAUGCAAACGGAUGCGCCCGAGUGGUAUACAGAUUAGAGAAAGCGAGGCUGUACCACAUGAGCAUGAAGAUGCAGAGUCAUAUGAAGAGUCGGUUGUAUUACAUAGGAGAGUUGGUAGCACAUCAGACGCUCAAAACACUGAAAUGCCGUCUAUUAAUGUUAGAGAAGAUGAUGGGGUGUCGGAUACUUACGAAAUUGACGAAGUAGAUUACGACACUGACGAAUUACAUGAUUCAAAUACUUUUAUGAAUCAGGUAGCUGUUGUUGCUACCGAUGUACGUCAUUUUCUGGGACAAAUGGAUGUCAAAUGUCAGCACUGCGGGGCAUUGCACUGGAUGGCAGAAAAUACAAAUUCAUUUUAA